AUGGCAGCAGUGGAGAAGAGCUACGUUCCCAGAUGCCGGCCUGCUGUCGAGAAAGGCAGUGGUCCUAACCAGGUUCUGAGCAGGUGGAAAGAUCUGGAAAAGAUUGGACUCCCCAGAUAUUCAUUCCACGAGAGACUGAGGGACAUUUACAGCAUGGAGCCUGACAGUGUCUGCGUGAAUGACGGGAUAUGCAUGGAGUAUGGGCAUUUCUGUCACACGAUUCAGAGAGACCCAAUUCUGAACAAUCUCCAGCAGUCCACUGGAGUUACAACUGGAGACUCGAAGAUCGUUGCAAAUGACUCUUUCGAGCCGCUGACACUGCGUGUGGAGUUGGAAUCUGUGCACACAAGGGGUGUUUCUGUGACUGUCACACAGGAGAGUGACGUGUCAUUCAACAAAGAGAUCCCUCUCCAUUUAGUACACCCUGGAACCAGACACUUUGUGUCUUCACAGCCUCUCUCCAUUCAAAACACCGCCGGCUACACUUGCUCCAACUCUGAGAAAGUUCUAGUGACCGAGAGUGUUGAUGUCACACUGCAGCCUGGGCAGAAAGCCAUGGCUGUUCUAGAUGUAACCUGGACGGAAGUCAAAGGACAGUUUGAGAUUCCAUUUGCCAUCGACGGAUGGUGCAUGAGCACCUUUCCGCGACUGGUGAACGGACAGCGAGUGUGGCUCCAUGAAAUCUCUGGUCUGUUUGAAAUCCCUCCGUCCAUGCUUCAGGGAAAUUUCAUUUGUGUUUACGAUGUAAGGGGUUCUAUUGACAUACAGCUGAUGUGA
Molecule: messenger RNA, 777 nt
Organism: Geodia barretti
Lineage: Eukaryota; Metazoa; Porifera; Demospongiae; Tetractinellida; Geodiidae
Source: the annotation of a GenBank genome assembly